CCAAGCUCAAAUUGACUUCCUUUAUUCAUAGAAAAAGCUGAAUAAUGCAUCCCUCUCAAUGAUAAUUUAUUUUUAUUGUUUAGUUUUUAAAAAUGAUUAAUAAAAUACAUCAAUAAUAUUGGGAGUCAAUGACAAUGAAAAUAAUAUUUUAUAUAGCUGAAAAAAAGUGAUAACAAAAAAGUUAAAGACACGCAGUCUGAAAAAAAUAAAAGAUGACUAUGUAAAAAUAGAUGUUGAAAUCAAAAGAAAUAAAAAUCAUAAAGUUACUUAUUUAUAAGGGAAAUUAUCUUCUUAGUGGGUACAUUCCAUUUUUCAAAUUGGCAAUUUUGAAGGAAUUGAGGGAACUUUGAAGUUGUAAACCCAUAAACAAUUUCGUUUAAAAUGGAUAAUACUCAGCAUUCUGAAUUAGAAGCUUCUGAUUUAGAUAAGGAAUUUAUGCAAUUUUUAAUAAAGACCAAAGAAAAUUUAUCAAGAUUGAGUCAGGCAAGUGAUAAUGAAGAUGAUGAAUGUGAAGAUGAAGAAUCAGAUUCAGUGUUUUUGAACUUUAUAAUGGAAAUGAAAAAAGGAUUGCCUAUCGAAUUUGAAAAUGAAAACACUUCAAGAUCUAUUUUAUUUGCUAAAAAUAGAACUCCUUUGAGAAAACAAGCAUCAGAAAGUGCUGCAGUUGAUGAAAAUGAAGAAAGACUUUACCAUGUACAAGAAGAAAAGUCUAAAUCUCUGUCUGAUAUAUCCAUAAAUCUUGAUGAAAUGGAAUCUGAAGCUCAAAAAAAUUUUAAAAGAAAUCGUGAUGUCUUCACUCAAAAAUUAUAUCAUUUUUUUAACAGAAAAAUUUUCAAUAACAGAUUACCAAAAGAUAUGUCCGUUACCUGGAGUGAUUAUUUGCGAACUACAGCAGGAUAUACUCGUUGCUCAAGAGAUAAAUUGACUAAUACAUAUUCCUGUAAAAUUGAGUUAGCAUCCAAAGUAUUAACAUCCUUUGAUCGUUUACGAGACACUUUGCUACAUGAAAUGUGCCAUGCUGCAGUUUGGGUGGUGAACCAACAGAAAAGCAACCAUGGUCCUUUAUGGCAAAUGUGGGCUGACAGAUGUAAUCUCAUACUGCCUAAUGUUCAGGUUCCAACAAGAUGUCAUAACUAUGAAAUAGAAUAUAAAUUUACAUACAGAUGUAAAAAUUGUCCUUGGAAAAUUGGAAGGCAUUCAAAAUGUUCAAGAUUCUUAGAAUUAAAAUGUCCAAAAUGCUAUGGUUCUAUUUAUUGCGUGAAGUCAUGAAAUUUAAAGAUGAAAUUAUGAUAAAUUGCUGAACAAACAGUGAAGUUUUUGCUGACAUAUUUUUACUAUGUGUAGAAAUUAAUAUUUUUUAAAUAUCAUUUAGCAUUUUUUUUUUUUUAACCAUGGAUGUUCUUACUAUGUUUUAAUUUUUUUAAUCUGAGUUGCACAAUAUUAUAUAUAUUCAUUUCUUGAAACUCCAAAUAAAUUA
Messenger RNA from Argiope bruennichi, 1477 nucleotides. RefSeq names its product germ cell nuclear acidic protein-like. The coding region runs from base 382 to 1269 and encodes 295 amino acids. Gene Ontology annotation, cellular component: nucleus. The record is from RefSeq and is a predicted model, not a curated record. The transcript has 11 exons. NCBI's taxonomy places the organism in Eukaryota, Metazoa, Arthropoda, Arachnida, Araneae, Araneidae.